This is a messenger RNA of Phyllotreta striolata, 1914 nucleotides long. The record is from the annotation of a GenBank genome assembly. NCBI's taxonomy places the organism in Eukaryota, Metazoa, Arthropoda, Insecta, Coleoptera, Chrysomelidae.
AUGAGAAGGACCCCACAGAACCAGAGCCAGCAGGAGAAGAGCGAAGAUGAAGCCGCCUCCUCGUCCCCGUCCCAGAUUUUGGAUAGAGUCCAAUCAGAUAGAGUUACGGUAACAAAACCAGAAGAAGACCGAAGGCGAAGGACAAUAAUAGUAGAAAAGAAAAACGGGAGCUUCGGUUUCACCUUACAAAGCUAUGGGAUCCAUUACAAAAAGGAAAAAGAAAUAGAAAUGAUCACGUACGUAGAUUACGUAGAUUACGAUGGGCCUGCUUACAGGGCCGGCAUGAGGGAGGGCGACGUCAUUCUCUCCAUAAACGGCGCCGACAUGGAGAAAGCCGACCACAAAACCCUCGUCACCUACAUAAAGAACUGCGAGUCCCGCAUGCGGAUGGUCGUCCUGUUCGAGGACUGCGUCCGCAAGGUGGAGCUCCACAUGCGCUACAUCCAGCUGCAGCGCGUCCUCCAGGCGAAGAUGGACGAAUUGGAGCGGCUGUGCGUCAAGGAGCGCCACCUGGUCGAGGGCAAGUGGAAGACGCACAGCCUGCCGGCCAGGAAGAAGGCGUCGCACGCCGGCAACGGGGAACCCCCGACGCCCACGCAAACAUCAUAUUCCUACUGCAGGCCUACCGUUUCCACGGAGGACGUGGCCAAAGUGGUGCAACAGAAACAGAUUACACCACCUUUGGCGUUCGCUUAUCAAUAUUUAGACUCACGCUAUAGAUACGUUCUUCACCAAUCCACGAGUAGCAGUGGAGAGUACCUUCUCACGUUCGAACCGACCGGUUCGCAUUUGAAAGACAUGCAAAAUUUCGUGGUAAAGACGCCGUGCGAUCAAAAACAAACCAGAGGAUGCCAAACCAGACCGGAGAAGGCCAAGAAACCCCCGGUGUUCUGCCAAAGAUACGCAGGCCAGCUGUGCAGCCCCUGCAUCCGCUCGGGCGGCUCCAGCAACGGCGACAACAACAGCCUGGACGCCUACGAUUUGGCGAGCCCCUGCUGCGAUCCCCGCUGCGUGCCGACGGUGAGGCGGCGGUCGCGCAGCCACAAGGAGUCGCGCCGGCGGGACUCCAAGACCGAGGAGACUCAAACCGAUCCGCAGCAACCGCGGCCGCGGCCCCAUUCGCAGGCCUCGCAGACUGUGGCCGAGACGCAGACGUUCUCGGCGCCCAGGAGGUAUUUCCACAUGGGAGCGGGGAUCGUCAGCCAGUGCAGUUUGCAUUCGUGCACUUCGAGCGAGUUGAGCAACGCCGUGCCGACGACGACGACGCUGGCUGAGAGUUCGGCCAACAGUUAUACGACGUCCCUGAGCACCGAUACGCUCUAUUGGGACGGAUCCUGUGAUAAUUCUAGACAAUUAAGCAUCAAAUCUAAUAAGCACGAUAGCCAGAGCCAAAGGUACUCGCAUCAACCCCAACAGUACGAGACUAUUUAUAUUCAAUAUAAUCAGGUGAAACCUAAGUCUUGGGAUAAUUUAGCUACUAAAGCUUUCGGAGGUUACGCUUUUGGUUAUGGUUAUUUGGAUACUUCUUCUAAAUGUAGCAAAAACUCCAGAUCGACAUCGAAAAAUCAAGGAACACAAUACAGUAGGAUGGAUAAGCAAAAUAGUUGUAGUGGACAACCCCAGUAUACACCACACACGCACAGAAGGUACAUGCAACCUACGAAGUCUACAGAAAGUCUUUUAUCAGUACCUAAGUACUCCCAUGAAGGAUCGUCAGAAUCGAGUGUCUCUUGCGAAUGUUUGGAUAAUUCCUCUCCAGGAGCUGCAUCGACUGAUCGAUUCUUCCAAACCGCCAAACAAACGGUGCAAAUCAGUCCAUCGGAUCCGAAUUUCGGGUACUACAGCGCCAGGACUUCAAGAGGUGAUUACGCGAAGAACGUGGUGUCAACCAGCUCAGAAGCUACGAGAUUGUAA